Ustilaginoidea virens is the source of this 342-nucleotide messenger RNA. RefSeq lists its product as uncharacterized. Gene Ontology annotation, molecular function: structural constituent of ribosome. Lineage: Eukaryota; Fungi; Ascomycota; Sordariomycetes; Hypocreales; Clavicipitaceae. Bases 1 to 342 code for a protein of 113 amino acids. The record is from RefSeq and is a predicted model, not a curated record. The transcript has 3 exons. Gene Ontology annotation, biological process: translation. Gene Ontology annotation, cellular component: ribosome; mitochondrial small ribosomal subunit.
AUGUCCAUGUUUCGGGCGAAAAAGCUCGAUCUGGGCUGCUUCGUCAAGGUUCGCACGAUAAGAGACCACACGAAGCGCAAGGUCUUUGAGCAAUUCGAGGCAGAGAGGCAAGCCCUCCGGUACAUUAUCCGCAACACGACGCUUGCUCCUCGCGUCCGAGCCGAAGCGCAGCUGCAGCUUACACAAAUGCACGCCUACACGCGGCCCACGCAGAUCCGAAACAGAUGCAUCAUGGGAGGGCAGGGACGUGGUGUUUUGAGCGAUUUCAAGAUGACGAGGUUUAACUUCAGGCUGCAAGCCAUGGCGGGGAAUCUGCCUGGUGUGAAGCGGGCGAGUUGGUGA